Molecule: messenger RNA, 1042 nt
Organism: Aricia agestis (brown argus)
Lineage: Eukaryota; Metazoa; Arthropoda; Insecta; Lepidoptera; Lycaenidae
Gene: Osi8
Exons: 3
Coding region: 11-706 (231 amino acids)
Source: RefSeq, a predicted model, not a curated record
CACAGACAAAAUGGUACCUCACUACCUUACCAUACUGCUGCUAGCGGCGGCCGUCGCAGCCAGGUCUACCCAGGAGGUAGCCUCGGAGGACAACAUCCUAGGGGACAUCAAAGUUGCAUACGAGACAUACAAAGACUGCGGGGAUAAGGACCUGUUCCAUUGCCUGAAGAGGAAGCUCGCGAAAUCCCUCACCAGGUUAUCUAAGAGUGAGGAGAUCUCACUGCUCAAUGGUGUCACCAUCACCAAGAAUGAGGGUGCGGUGGAAAAGGUGGAGGAGGAGGCUAUCCCCCGAGGUCUGGACGAGAGCUCCCUGGACAAUCUUAUCCUGGACAAAAUCGUUGGAUUCAUGCAGACUCAUACCAUUCAGGUCAAAUUCCCCAGCAGCGAGGAGCUGGCCCGCAGCCUCGGGGAGGAACGAGGCAGGAGGAAGAAGCUGGCCCCACUCCUGGCCAUCCCCCUCCUCAUCGGAGGCAUGAUGGUGCCCCUGGCCUUCGGAGCCCUGGCACUCCUCGCGGGCAAGGCCCUCAUCGUGUCCAAACUGGCCUUGGUCCUGGCUGGUAUCAUUGGGCUGAAGAAGCUCCUGUCUUCGAGUGGAAGUGGAGAAGCGCACGAGGUGGUGGUAUCGGCUGGACACGGCGGCGCAGGCUGGAGCAGGUCUAUGGAAAGUGGCAAUGACUUAGCAUACAACGCUUACAAGCCCCAGUAAACAUAUAGCGGAGACAUACCACCUAACAUAUAUACAUAACUGGUCAUAGUAUAGUACGAUAGCUCGCUGAAGCGAAACGAACCGUAUGGUUAGUACAAUAGGGGAUAGGAAAAACAUUAAAAAAAUAUUUAUUUAUUUAUUUGUAGCAUAACGAAACGGCAAGACACGGACAAUGAUAGGUGUACUCCACGGACUUAUAAUUGAUAUAUUAUAACUCUUCGAUAUUUAUAAUUGAUUUAUAAUAUGUAAAUAUUUAUGUAAAUAUAUUGAGCCUUUGGAUAUGCUUUAAUAUUUAGUUUGUACAUAAACGGGCAUACAUGUACCUUUGUAUAUACG